AUGGAGCUUAUUGUUAUGAUCUUCAAGCGUCUGGGCUCCCGUGGGGCAGAUUGGGCAAAUGGUUAUCGGAAGAAAGAGACACGAGGCGAUGACGAUCGCUUUCAUCGCUUUGAUAUUUGGCGAGACAUGGUCAAUGUCGCUGCGACCUGCAGAAGAAUCCACGAAUGCAUCACGCCGAUGAUCUACCGACUGGAUAGCUAUGCCUUCCACUCUUCCGCCCUACUCCUCUCCGCGAAAAGGGGCAACGUGGCCGGCAUAUUGAAAGCCUUGGAGUUUGGGGCACAAAUCGACUCUCCGGAUUGCACCGAGUUGUGGAUUUUGGACGAGAAAAAGACCACCCGAACACCAAUUGCUCUGCGGCUCGCGUCCUUGCAUUGGGCCUUGUACCACCGGCACCUGGACGCCAUGGAUAUUCUAUUGCAACGCGGUGCCAGCCCUAAUGACGUGGUGCCCGUGAAGUUGCCUUUUCCUGAUACCCGGCUUAAUUGCCCCGCAUCCAACGCGAUGAAAUCGGUGUACAAAUCGCACACGCGUUGGGACCGUUUUUACUCCUGCGAGCGGGCCGAGACACUUCUCGACGAAGGUGCCAACGCUCUCUAUCUAACCCUUCUGGAGUCGUCCAGGUACAGCUGCAACUAUUAUGAUAGGAACGAGGAAGGAUCUCAGGCCCGCGCGGAUGCUGGGACUGACGCAGCGAGACUACUGAUACGGGCUGGAGCAUCGUUGAUCACACACACCGGGUUGGGACUUCACGCACUUCACCAAGCAUGCUGCGGCUACGAUUUCGAGAUGACCAGGUUCCUGUUGGAAGAGGUCGGAGCGGACCCAAACGUCAAAGACCCACUCGGGAACACACCGAUGCAUUACAUGGCGCUUGCCGUCAAAUCAUCAUAUGACCCUUACCAAAACGACCCCUACCGAAACGACGUGAGGCAAUUGAUCAGUUUACUCCUCCGUCAUGGAGCGGACAUCAACGCUGAGAACGCAGCCGGAUACACUCCGCUGCACUCUUUUCUGCGUUCUGAAUGGUCAAGAUUCUCUAAUGCUGAGACUGAGGCAUGCUUUGCGUUUCUCGACGUAGGUGCUUACGUUAUUUCGGAGCGUUUGCUAGAUUUCUAUCUAUCGACGAGCCGUAGGCCCUUGUCCGAUGACAGGAAACAAAUAGUCUUGGACGCAGAAACCAAAGGCCAAAACAUCUACUUAUCGAGGAUAGAUGAGAAUGACUCAGAAACCGACGAGAUGGACUCGGAUUUUGACGAGGACGAUUCGGAUGUGGAUGAAGAUGAGGUGGAGCUCAGCGAGGAGGAAGCAAAAGCGGUCAAUAUCCAACUGUGCAAACUGUGGUGUAGGAAAUUUGGCCAGUCGGAGCCAACCCAAAUUAUCAGCAGCGAGCUUGGAUGA
Messenger RNA from Colletotrichum aenigma, 1401 nucleotides. RefSeq names its product putative ankyrin repeat protein (gene FPV162). The record is from RefSeq and is a predicted model, not a curated record. Gene Ontology annotation, molecular function: protein binding. Bases 1 to 1401 code for a protein of 466 amino acids. NCBI's taxonomy places the organism in Eukaryota, Fungi, Ascomycota, Sordariomycetes, Glomerellales, Glomerellaceae. The transcript has a single exon.